Osmerus eperlanus (European smelt) is the source of this 2559-nucleotide messenger RNA. Its product is annotated as protocadherin alpha-C2-like. Gene Ontology annotation, cellular component: plasma membrane. NCBI's taxonomy places the organism in Eukaryota, Metazoa, Chordata, Actinopteri, Osmeriformes, Osmeridae. Gene Ontology annotation, biological process: homophilic cell-cell adhesion. The record is from RefSeq and is a predicted model, not a curated record. The coding region runs from base 139 to 2559 and encodes 806 amino acids. The transcript has a single exon. Gene Ontology annotation, molecular function: calcium ion binding.
AGGAUAUCUGCAAUAGUACAUCACAAGACCAUUGAAUAAGAAGAAGGUUCAUAACAUGUUCACAUAAUUUUAGAGGACAAACCACAUUCUGUGACGAUAUACUGUAUUAUAAGACAAUUUUGUCAGUGUUGUUGAACAAUGGAGCUACACAUUGAUGCCCAGGCGUGGAGAUGGUACGUUUCGGUCUUGCUUAUUUCUUUUGCCGCUCUGAACACAAUUUCUGCAGUGACGCACUAUUCUAUUCCAGAAGAACUGAAGGAAGGUUCGGUAGUAGCAAAUUUAGCCGCGGAUUUGGGACUUGAUGUUAAAACUCUUAGUAAAAGGAAAAUGCGCUUGGAUGUAAUCGCUAAUAAGAAAUACUUAGAUGUGAACAAAGAAACUGGGGAACUGUACGUCGUUGAGAAAAUCGACAGGGAAUACCUUUGCAUAUCAAAAACAACAUGCUUUCUUAAAUUGGAUGCUACAAUUGAAAAUCCGAUACGGAUGUUUAAUAUUGAAUUAGAAGUCCUGGACAUUAACGACAAUGCACCUAACUUUCGAAGAGAUACAAUGCAUUUGGAUAUAUCUGAGUCUACCCCUGCUGGCGAAAGAUUCUCAUUGACCAACGCUGUAGACCCGGACAUUGGUACAAAUUCUAUCAAAACCUAUUACUUGAGUGAAAGUGAUCAUUUCAACAUUGAAAUUCAGACAGGCCGUGAUGGAUCAAAAUUCACUAAUUUGAUUUUAAAGCAGGCUUUAGACAGAGAGGACCAGGCUGUUCAUAAUCUAAUACUUACAGCUGUGGACGGCGGCAUACCCACGCGCUCUGGUACAUCCAGCAUAAUUAUUCGCGUGUUAGAUACAAAUGACAACGCCCCUCAAUUCGAUAAAGAAAGCUACACUAUAGACGUUGUAGAAAAUUCGCCAAUUGGUAGACUUGUGGUCAAACUGAAUGCAACUGAUUUAGACGAGGGGACAAAUUCAGACAUAGUAUACUCAUAUAGUCUUUACACGUCUGAAAAAACACAAGAAACAUUUAGUCUAAACCUUAACACUGGAGAAAUAACGAUUAAGGAAAUGAUCAAUUAUGAAGAUUUUAGAAUAUAUGACAUGGAGGUAAUAGCAACUGAUAAGGGCGCGAAUCAAUUAUCAGGCCAGUGUAAAUUAACCAUUCUGGUAACAGAUAUGAAUGAUAAUCAUCCUGAAAUAUCCAUUAAAUCAUUCCAGAGUCCAAUCAAGGAGAAUGUAGCAUUAGAUACAGUGAUAGCAGUAGUUAGUAUUGGCGACAAGGACUCUGGUAAAAAUGGAGAAGUGGAUUUACAUAUUCCAAAUAAUUUACCUUUUGCGCUAAGAGAAUCUUCUGAUAACUUUUAUGAGUUGGUAGUUUCAGAGCCUUUAGACAGAGAGAAAGUGCCAGAAUAUGACAUAACUUUCACUGUUACAGACAGGGGAUCCCCUCCGUUAUCUGACAAUGAAACCAUGACUUUAGAACUACUGGACGUUAACGACAACGUCCCACUGUUUCCUCAGUCUUUCUACACUAUACCCGUUACUGAGAAUAACGCCCCUGGGGCCUUGUUACGUUCCCUCACUGCGUUUGAUCCUGACCUCCAUGAAAACCAGUAUCUAGUUUAUUUUAUCAUAGAAAAGGAGAUAGUGAACACCUCCAUGUCCAUGCUGUUCUCCAUCAAUCCAGAGAAUGGUAAUCUUUACGCACUAAAGACAUUUGACUAUGAGAUAGAGAAGGAGUUUCUUUUCCACAUUGAAUCCAGAGACUCUGGUGUCCCUCCACUCAGCAGUAACGUGACUGUUCGCAUUGUAAUUGUGGACCAAAAUGACAACACACCAGUCAUCGUCUCUCCGUGGCGCGCACAUGGAUCAGUAGUCGAGGAAACGAUCCCCAGAUCCACCGAUAAAGGAUCCCUGGUUUCCAAGGUGAUAGCUAUAGACACUGACUCGGUACAGAACUCUCGGAUAACAUACCAGUUUCUCCAGGUGACUGACGCCACGUUGUUCAGUCUGGAUCAAUACAACGGAGAGAUCCGGACUAUGAGAAUGUUCAGUUACAGAGACCCACGUCACCAACGGCUGGUUGUCAUCGCCAAGGACAACGGAGAGCCUGCGCUCUCUGCUACAGUCACCAUCAAGCUCUCCACGGUGGAGACUGCUGUUAAAGCCUACUCUGACAUGACUGAAGUGCCUCUAGAAUAUGACAUCUUCUCUGACCUCAACCUGUAUCUGGUGAUCGGACUGGGCUCGGUGUCUUUUCUGUUACUGAUCACCAUAUUGGUCACCUGCGUGCUGAAGUGUCAGAAACCGAAGCCCAGCAAAGCGGCUCCUCCCUGCAGGAACAGCGUGAUCAGCGAGAGGAACUCCACCAUCGCGGAUUCCACCCUGGUCUCUAACGAUGCGUACUGGUACAGCCUGUUUCUAGCGGAGACGAGGAAGGGAAAGCUGGUAGUCAGACAGCCUGUGCCAAAGGGAUCCAGAUACAUCGUGUCCAGUAUUCCAAGAAGCACGGGACUGACAGAGACCAGUGACUCAGCUGCUUCUACUCUGCAGGUAGGAUUUAACACAUAG